AUGCCAUACAAAUCCCGCUGGCAGAUCAACGUCCCCAACACCCACCUCGCCUCCCUCCUCCUCACCUCCCCCACAGCACCACUCUCCCAAACAAAACGAUGCUACCUCGAAGCCGCCCGCCCAGACACCCACUACUUCACGCCCCAUGAUUUCCGCCUCUGGAGCCAACGCUUCGCCGCAGGCCUGCGCAAAGCCGGCCUCAAACCGGGCGAUCGCGUCCUCCUCUUCUCGGGGAACGACCUCUUCUUCCCCGUCGUGUUCAUGGGCAUCAUCAUGGCGGGCGGUAUCUUCACCGGCGCAAAUCCAACCUACGUCGCUCGCGAAUUGGCCUUCCAGCUGCAAGAUAGCGGGGCGACGUUCCUCAUCUGCGCGGCUGUGAGUCUCGACACGGGCAUUGAAGCUGCGCAGAUGGCGGGUCUGGCGCGGGAGAAGGUCUUUGUGUUUGAUAAUGCGAUUUACGAUGGUCGCGGAGAGGGGCAGAAGGGGUGUCCGUAUUGGGGGCAGUUGGUAGCGUCGGCCGAGGAGGGACGGGGCUUCGCGUGGGAUGUGCUGGAUACGCCUGCCCUGGCGGAUACAACGCUUGCACUCAACUAUUCAUCCGGCACGACUGGACGGCCCAAGGGCGUGGAGAUCACGCAUAAGAAUUACGUGGCGAAUAUGUUGCAGUACACGUACAUGGGCACUUUACAGCCGGAUUAUAUCGAACGACGAGCUCGAGCUCGCUGGCUUUGCUUCUUGCCCAUGUACCAUGCCAUGGCGCAGAAUAUCUUUAUUGCGGCUGCGUUGCAUCGCGAGACUCCCGUUUAUAUCAUGCCCAAGUUUGACUUUAUCCAGAUGCUGGAGUAUACGCAGAAGUUCCGGAUAACGGAUUUCAUCCUUGUGCCGCCAGUGGUGGUUGCGCUGGCUAAGCAUCCUGCGGUGAAGAAUUAUGAUCUGAGCAGUGUGGAGGCUGUGGGAAGUGGUGCAGCGCCGUUGGGGAGGGAGGUUUGUGUUGAGGUGGAGAAGUUGUGGCCAGAGGGGAAGAUCAAUAUCAAGCAGGGAUGGGGGAUGACGGAAGCAACCUGUUCCAUCCUAGGAUGGGACCCAAGAGAGAAGAGUUUCUCUGCCUCUGUCGGCGAGCUCAACGCCAACUGUGAGGCCAAGAUUGUAGCUGAGGAUGGGGUUACCGAGAUCCUGGAACGCAACAAGCGGGGCGAACUAUGGGUGCGCGCACAGAAUGUCAUGAAGGGAUACUGGCAGAACCCAAAGGCAACCAAGGAGACUAAGACCGAGGACGGAUGGCUUCGGACUGGAGAUAUUGCCUAUGUGGAUGACCGGGGCAAGUUCCAUGUCGUGGAUCGGAUGAAGGAAUUGAUCAAGGUCAAGGGCAACCAGGUGGCCCCUGCAGAAUUGGAAGCGCUGCUCCUCGAGCAUCCGGCAGUGGCAGACGUAGCUGUCAUCGGUGUCACAGUCAAUAAUGACGAACGUCCCCGUGCAUAUAUCGUCCUCAAACCCGGUCAGUCUGCCAGCGCCGACGAUAUAACCCAAUUCAUGGCCGGCAAAGUCUCCGCAACCAAGCGGAUCACCGGUGGGGUGAUUUUCCGUGACGUGAUCCCGAAGAACCCCUCCGGCAAGAUCCUGCGUAAAGCGCUGCGCGACCAGGCGGCGGUGGAGCUGAAGCAGGAGGGUGCCACGGCUAAAUUGUAG
Penicillium daleae is the source of this 1686-nucleotide messenger RNA. Its product is annotated as acyl--CoA ligase. The record is from RefSeq and is a predicted model, not a curated record. NCBI's taxonomy places the organism in Eukaryota, Fungi, Ascomycota, Eurotiomycetes, Eurotiales, Aspergillaceae. Gene Ontology annotation, biological process: secondary metabolic process. Gene Ontology annotation, molecular function: CoA-ligase activity. The transcript is spliced from 4 exons. The coding region runs from base 1 to 1686 and encodes 561 amino acids.